Molecule: messenger RNA, 3513 nt
Organism: Pseudozyma flocculosa PF-1
Lineage: Eukaryota; Fungi; Basidiomycota; Ustilaginomycetes; Ustilaginales; Ustilaginaceae
Exons: 1
Coding region: 1-3513 (1170 amino acids)
Source: RefSeq, a predicted model, not a curated record
AUGCGCCGCGUGCAAAAGUUUAUCGGCGUGGCCGACGCCAAGCCGGCAUCGGCGCCGCUCCCGUCGCCUUCGAGCACCGCCAGGCACGCCAACACCGGCGAGAGCGGCAGCAGCGGAUCUCUCAGCUACGACUCGCAGCAUGCCAACACGGCCACUGCUGGGUCCAACCUCCAGGUGCCCGCAGGGACACCGGGCAUCUACCAGAACCAGCCCACCGCCCCAAGUGGCUCCGUGCAAUCGCCCUCGUCAAUGCGCGGAUCCAACCCGCCCAGCCCCUCGAUGCACAACCGUGCAUCCGUCGCCCAGCCGCCGUACGGUGACUACUUUGCCGCAGCGCGGACCAGCGGAGCGACCUCGCCCGUCCCAUCGGCUGGUCCGAUGCAGACGCCAAGGCCCAUCACGCCCGUCCUGCCUUCGGGCGCUCCGUCGCCGGGCCUCGGUCCGACCAUGCCCACGUGGGCGCAGUCUGCGACCGCCGGCGAGGCCCUGGCCAUCGAGAGGGCCGACCUGCACAAGACGCUCAAGGCGCUCGAGGGCCUCUUGGUCAACCUUGACGAGUACCGCGACCUCGCCGCUCGGAUGGCCAAGGCCGAAAAGAAGCUGGCAAGGAGCGCCAGCGAGCUGGCCAAGGUCAAGUCGGUGCAGCGCGCCCCCUCGGCCACGCUCGCCGUGGCCUCGACCAUGUUCGACUCGCUCAACGAGGUCUCCUCCAAGCACGCCAAGCUCGUCCAGCGCGAGUACGAGUCGCUCAACGAGUCCUGCGCAAAGUACUUCAAAAAGGUGGCCAAAGAGGAGCGCGCCCACGAGGAGCUCGUAGACUCGCUCGACGCCAAGAUCAAGAAGGCCAACGCCGCCCACGAAAAGAACGCCAAGAAGGCCUCGAGCAGCAAGGCGCUCGAGAGCCACGACAAGUAUAUCGCCACCGUCCAGGCUUUGACGGCCGACAUCAGCCGCGCGCGUCAGGCCCACUGGCGCUCGAUGGCCGUCAAGAGCCACUCUGCCUCGCUCGUCGCCGCAAGCACAUUGGGCGGCCUCGCCGACGUCGACUUCCGCACCCGCUGCGAGACGGUCCGCCGCGUCGGCCCGCAUGUCGGCAAGCUCAACGAGUGGCUCAGCUUCACCAGCUCAGAGGCCAUGCCGGCGCUGCAGCCGGCCGACCUGGACGAGAAUGAGGUGCUCCACGCGCAGUUCCUGGCCAACGCCGAGGCGCAGAUGCAGGCGUACGCGGACGCCCAGGCAGAGGCACAGGCCCGGAUGCAGGAGGAGGCGCAGACCGCCAUCCGCGCCCAGCAGAUGGGUUGGCGGCCGCCGUCUGCGGCGAGCCAGCGGCCCGAGGAGCCCACGGCCACGACGCUGGCCAACCUGCCCAAGCUCGAUGAGAGCGGCCGUUUGAUCGAGCAGACGCCUGCUGCAGCCCAUGCGGAUGAAACACAGCCCUCCUCCGACCGAGCGUCGGUCCGGAAUGUCGGCAGCGCCAGGGACGGCGACGCAGCUUCCGUCAGAAGUCAGGCUGCAUCCAUCCAGCCAUCGCAGGCUAGAGCUACGCCCGCGCCUGCCGCCUCCAACAGCGACAGACCAUCCAGGGAACAUCUGGCAGAGAUGCAGCCAAUCGAGAGCAAGCCGGUAGCAGAAGCAGAGGCAGCCGCCACCACGACGGCGAGCACCCCUCCGCAGGACACGCUCAACGUUGCGGCAAAGGGAAGCAGCAACAGCGGCGUGCGCCUUGACCGAGCACCUACGGGCUCGACGAUGAAGUCGAUGGCGGUGCAGGCCGAGAGCUGGGAACACAGCAGCCUGGCCGGCGAGGACCAAGGGCAAGGCCAGGGCGAAAGCGGAGGCGAGGGCGAGGGCGAGAAAGGCCACGACGGAGCUGAACACCAGCAUCUCGAGCAGCAACAUCAGGCGGACGGGGACGACGAAUCGAGCCGCUCCGUCCACGGCCGGAAGGAUUCCUCGACUGCCGAGGGGACCGUCGUCGAUCGCCUCUCUGCACCGACUGACGGAUCCGAUGCGACCAUGCCGAGCCUCAGCCGAAGCGGGAGCGCAAAAGGAUCCGAAGACGGCGUCAGGGCGCCUAGGACGCCGCUCGACGGCGAGGACCUCCGCUCCAGCACCGCCGUCGGCGUCGCCGAGUCGGACCGUCGCAGGGACGGUGCCGACGAGGGGCAGAGACGAGAUACAGCCAGCCCAAGCAAGACUCGGCCGGCCGAGCGGGCACUGGACCGCUACAAGACACUCGGACACGACGCCGAUUCGACGCCGCGAUACCCGUCGGACCUCCGCCGGGUCGAUGAGCCGAUGGCCUACGAUCAAGACCCUGGAGCGGGCCAGGACGAGUAUUCGCGGGCGCGCAAGAUCAGCCUCUGGGAGCGAGAGCGCGAGCGCAUGCGGCAGCUCGAGCGCGAAACCGAGCUGCAAAUGAGGCUGAGGGAGGAGCAGCUGGUGCGCUCCGAGCCGCCAUACGCAGCCUACGCCUCGACGGGGCCGGCGGCGGGAUCGGGGCCAUCGUCCUCGUUUUCGUCACGGCCAACUUCCAGCCUGUACGGCGGCGGGCGCGCCCUGCCAUUCGCUGUUGGCGAGAGCGCGGAGGCCUAUGGCAGAGGCCCCAACGGCGGUCCGGGCGGCAUGUCGAGCGAGCCCUACGACCCAGACCGAUACGCGCCAGCAGUGGGCCGCAGCCGACUUUCGGGCGUCAGCGUCAGCCGUACGCUCAGCACGGAUACGACGGCGAGCGAGCGAAGCUUUGUGGCGCGGAUGAAGGCGAGGUACCAGGAGGAGAAGGAGCUCGAGAGGUCGCAGCGGGAGCUGAAUGCCCUCGAGAGGGAGAAGGCGGCGAGGAGGAUGGCGCUGCCUCCCAACACCGACCUGUCGGUGGCGGGAUCGAGGCGCGUCUCGGAGAUGGCUUCGCGCUACAUGGGCAGCGAUUCGAUGAGCUACGGCGGGGGCAGCGUCAGCAGCGGACGGCAGCAGGCUCCUCCGCUCUCGUCGCGCACCUACGACGCGAGCAUGCCGAUGCGGAGGUACCACGACAGCCUGCCGAGCUCGAGCAGCCUCGGAGGGGCUCGGAACCUGGCAUCGCCCCAGCCGGCGCACCCGCAGCCCAGCGAGUUUGGCAGCUACCGCGAUCCGGCGCCACGGGGCAAUCGGCCCUCGCUGCCACCUCAGCCUUCGCAGUCGCCGAUCGACAACGAGCCGCCGCACUCGGACGUGUGCGGGUGUCAGCGGUGCUCGGUUCGUCACUACGGUUCGGGUGGCGGCACUGGCGCAGCAUCUUCGCAGCAGCAGCAGCAGCAGCAGCAGCAGCAGCAACGGCCGCCUCCCUCCCGCUCCGCCGGUCAGGAUCCGCGCGAGUUCAACCAGAGGCGGCAGAGCAUGCCGGUCCGGGCGCAGGGCGAUCUGCGCCCGCCGCAGUACGGCAGCGCGGGCGAGUACGCGCGGCAGAGCUACGAGGACCUGCGCGGCGGCCAGGAGAGGAAGGUCGCCUUUGCACAUACCCCACAGACGAUCCGCUAG